UGAAGUGUAUCAGGACUUGCGCACGAUAUUUUCGUGCGCAUUACCUAUCAAAUGUUUAAUUGAAAGGCGUGUAGAUUCGCCACUCGAGGGCUUCGCAUUGUACUGUAAAGACCUUAUUGCAUUGUACAUGUAUCUAUAUGGAUUCGUCACAGCAACCACGUGUUGAUAAUUCUGCGGAUUUUAGAUUGUUUUUGAAAGAGGAGUUUAAUGCUUUUAAAGAGCAAAUCAAGGAUGAAAUUUCUAGCUGUUCAGAGAAAAACGUUCUUAAAUUAAAAGAAGGUGUGAAUAAACGUUCAUCUGUGGACUUUAAAUAUCAAGGUAAUAAGCGCCAGUUUGACUUUAAUUCAGAAAUUUUAGAGGACAUUGAGUGUGUGCAGGCUUUGGUGAAGUCAGGUGAACAGUUGGAUUCGCUCCAGCGGCUUGAAUCUACAGCAAAGAAAUUGCGUAAGAGAAACAAACUUGUUAGGCUAGCGGACAAGUCUCCCGCUGGCUGGGGUACCGUAGCGGAAUACGAAUCCGACGAAUUGGCAAGCGAUAGUGACGAUGACCGCAAAAUUCGAAGAGCCGAAGCAAGGGCAUUAUCUAAGAAGAGAAAGCUGUCUACUGGUCGAGCUUCUGUGGCGCCUACUGCUACCACUACUUCUAGCAGCAGUCAGUUUCACACUUUUCGUCCCUUUCGGAGGGUCCAAUGUUACGCUUGUUCCGGUUUCGGGCACAUCAGGGCAGAGUGCCCCAGGCUUCAGCAAUUUUCAUCGUUCCCAGGACAGAGAUAUCACCCCGUUCCCGUCGGCAGAACGUACCCGGGUAUUAUCUCAUACCAGUACCCAACAGGAAACAAGGGCGACAACCGAGGUGCAACCGUCAAGCAGCAGCCAGCCGAAACAAACUGAUAACAGACAAUAUAAUGACAUAGAUGAGUAUUUUUAUGCUAGUAAUGCUUGUAAUUUUUCACUCAAUGAUUUCGAAGCUGAUGUACUUUUUUCGCAUUCAAGAUAUUUUGAAUUUCAGAAUGAUGUAUCUUUAGAUGGUUCUUCCGAUAACAAACCCGGAGUCAAAGGUAGAUUACGUUUACAUGCUGAUUACUGGAGCAAUAUUUUAGAGGCUCCUGAUUUUAUUAUUGACGUAGUAAAAAACGGUUAUGUCAUACCUUUUUAUGAGAUUCCAAUUUCUUAUUUUAUGAAAAAUAAUAAAUCAGCCUUCGAUCAUUCCGAAUUUGUAACGGAAGCAGUUGCCGAGUUAGUUAAGUCUGGCUGCGUAUUGGAAGUACCUUUUCAGCCGUUUUUGGUAAAUCCUCUCUCUGUGUCUGUGAACAGUUCAGGCAAAAAGCGUCUCAUUUUAGACCUUAGUGUUAUGAAUACAUUGGUCAGGAAAGAACAUUUCAAGUUCGAGGACUGGAAAGUCGCAUCAGAAUUUUUGUUAAAACAUGGUUUUAUGUUUAAGUUUGAUAUUUCCUCUGCAUAUCACCACAUAGAUAUCGCAGCUUCACAACAGACUUUCUUAGGGUUUUCAUGGACCGAGAAUGGACAGUCGAAGUACUAUGUCUUCACUGUCCUACCAUUCGGACUAUCAUCAUCUCCAUUUAUAUGGACCAAAUGUUUAAGAUGUAUUGUUAAAUAUAUCCGUCUUCAGGGUAUCAGAUUUGUGCUAUUUUUAGAUGACGGAUGGGGAGUAAACAAAAAUUUUGAAUGUACUCUUCAAGACGCUUCAUUUGUUGAAAACGCUUUACUUAAGGCGGGGUUUUUGCUUAACACACAGAAAUCGAUAUUAAUUCCGGUACAAAUUCUAGAAUGGUUGGGUUUAUUGUGGAAUUUAAAGAACA
This is a messenger RNA of Mercenaria mercenaria, 1819 nucleotides long. RefSeq lists its product as uncharacterized. The coding region runs from base 138 to 890 and encodes 250 amino acids. The record is from RefSeq and is a predicted model, not a curated record. Gene Ontology annotation, molecular function: nucleic acid binding; zinc ion binding. NCBI's taxonomy places the organism in Eukaryota, Metazoa, Mollusca, Bivalvia, Venerida, Veneridae. The transcript has a single exon.